AUGGCUUUGUUUCUUGCUUCGUCCUCACAAAAUUCAGACUUAGAGCCAAAGAAAACGGAUAAAGAUGAAAGAAAAGAACAAUUUGAGGAUAUAGAGAAUCCAAGUGCAGAGGAAAUCUUAAAACGAAUCAAAGAAUGUUGUGGAGAAGCAGUGGGGAAAGCGUUUGAAGGUACGAACGUUGCUUUUAUAUUUUCGGCGGGAAACGGCCCAGAAUGCUACAAACCUUCCACGUUUCUCUCUUUUUUAGUUUUCUUUUACUUUUUGGCGUGCUUUUAUUGAACAACAACAAUCUGUGGUACUUUGCAUUGGCGAAGACUUGAACAAUAUUAAAUCAAUAUUUCCUAGCAAAUGUAAAGUUUACUUGUUUAUUCCAUGGCCGUCCAUUUUGCCUACAUACUGAACUUUUGCUAGAAAAAAAGUUUCAUGAAGUCGAGAGGUUGAGGUUUAAAGCUUACUUCUCUUUUUCUUUGAAUUAAAUGUAAAAUCUCUUUUAUUUUAUAUACCCGUUCCAAGCACUGACUUGAUUGAGAAUAAAAAAACUGUCUCGCACGAUACAUGUUUUGAAUAUGUAAAACUGGCAGAAGUGCAGGUCAUAGCUUUCUAGGUUUUCAUCUCAGCUAAUAUAUAAGCUUAUGAUUUAUAAUACACUAAAAAUAUGUGUGUAUGUUACUGGUACAUAACAUCCUAAACUGGUCAAAGCCCUGUUUUCUUCCCUUUGGAUUAUUAUUAUUUUUUAACAUUGAAGGUUAAAGGUUUUUGAUUUGCAUUACUGAUUUUAAAAUUGCAGGACAGUGGCGAUAUUGGUAGCUUUGGAUCAACACUUUCACCAGAUAACUCUGAAAACGAAAAAGGAGACCCACCACCUUCCCAGGCUAGUACUGCAGAGGGGAUUAGCGGUAUUCAGUUGUCACCAAAACUUUGCAACAUGAUUGUGAGAUUUAUAUGUGGAAGUGUUUUGGGUGGAGAGGAGAUCUCAAAGCUGCUGAAGAAGAGAUUCUCUGUCACACCUAGAAAUCUCACGCCCCUCACUAUCUCAACUGUUGGAAGUGGUGUCCAAGAAGCCAGCAAGGCACAAGUAUGUGGAAAUCGCUGA
This is a messenger RNA of Porites lobata, 1093 nucleotides long. Lineage: Eukaryota; Metazoa; Cnidaria; Anthozoa; Scleractinia; Poritidae. The record is from the annotation of a GenBank genome assembly.